Messenger RNA from Diorhabda carinulata, 1794 nucleotides. RefSeq lists its product as uncharacterized. The transcript is spliced from 3 exons. The record is from RefSeq and is a predicted model, not a curated record. Lineage: Eukaryota; Metazoa; Arthropoda; Insecta; Coleoptera; Chrysomelidae. The coding region runs from base 1 to 1794 and encodes 597 amino acids.
AUGCUAGAACAAUUUACAGAUAAAACACAGCUUCAUAAUAAGACAAAUAAAUAUCAAAAACAUAUAGCAUAUAGUGCUGGUUACUAUGUGAAAUGUAGCUACAACGAAGACUUGAGUUUUUUCAAGAGCUACAGAGGUAGAGAUUGCAUGGAUUGGUUUGCAAAUGAAUUAUCGAAUUUAGCUGAAAGUAUUAAAUCAGAAAUUAAAACUAUUACACCUAUGGAAGAAAAACCAGAUUUACGUGUGACAACAAUGUGUCACAUAUGUGAAAAGGGUUUUUCCUCUACAGAUAUCAUUGUUAGAGAUCACGAUCAUUUUACGGGGAAGUUUAGAAAUUUUGCACAUCAAGCAUGCAAUUUAAAUUUCAAAAAACUGUUUGUUGUACCUACAGUUUUCCAUAACUCAAGUAACUACGAUAGCCAUUUCAUCAUUUCGGAAUUAACCAAAAAAGGGGUUUUCUGUUACGAUUUUAUAGAUAGUUGGGAAAAAUUAAAUACUUGUGAACUACCAACAAUAGAGGCAUUUUAUAAUAAAUUGGAGGAUAAAAACAUCAGUAUUGAGAAGUAUUCUCAUGCUCAUGCAGUGUGGAAAUCAUUUGAUAUUGAAAAUUUGGGUCAGUAUUCUGAUCUGUACUUAAAGACCGAUGUUUUACUUUUAUCAGAUGUUUUCAAACAAUUUCGAAGAAAAUGUUCAAUUACUUAUGGUUUAGACCCUGCAUGGUACUAUACAAUGCCUGGAUAUACUUGGGACUGUAUGUUGAAAUAUGUAGGAUGUAAAUUAGAGUUAUUGCAUGACGUAGACAUGAUCAUGUUUAUCGAGAAAGCAAUUCGAGGAGGAAUUUCGGUUUGUAGCAGUAGAUUAUCGAAUGCUAACAAUAAGUACAUGCCUGAAUAUGAUUCUACAAAACCCUCAAAGUACUUACUCUACCUGGACGUCAAUAAUUUAUACGGGUGGGCUAUGUGUAAACCAUUACCAUACGGAGGAUUUGAAUGGUUAGAUAAUGAAAAUUUUGAUGUUAUGUCUGUGGCAGAUAAUUCUUCCGUAGGAUAUAUAUUACAAGUAGACUUGGAGUAUCCACAUGAAUUACAUGAUCUUCACAGAGAUUUUCCAUUUGCUCCCGAACACCGCAAGCCUGUAGGCUCAAAUUAUUCCAAAUUAAUGACAACGCUUUAUUGUAAAAAAGAAUACACAGUUCACUAUCGUAAUUUAAAACAAAUGUUAGCCAACGGUUUGAAAAUUAAAAAGAUACAUAAAAUUCUGAAAUUCAAUCAAUCUGCAUGGCUGCGGCCCUAUAUCGAACUAAAUACUCGUUUGAGAGCUGCAGCUACCAAUGACUUUGAGAAAAAUUUAUAUAAAUUGGCAAAUAAUGCUGUGUUUGGAAAGACGAUGGAAAAUAUACGGAAGCACCGAAUUGUAAAACUUGUUAAAACCUGGAAUGGUCGAUACGGCGCCAAAAAUUUGAUAUCUAGUGUUAGGUUUCAUAGUCGAACAGUUUUUAAUGAAAACCUAAUUGCAGUAGAACUCACUAAAUCAGAAUUGGUUUUCAAUAAGCCUCUUUAUGUUGGUAUGACAGUUUUGGAUUUGUCGAAGCUGUGUAUGUAUCAAUUCCAUUAUGAUUACAUGAUUCCGAAAUUGGGUAUUGAUAGAUGUAAAUUAAUGUACAUGGACACAGACAGUUUUGUGUAUGAGCUCAUCUGUGAUGAUGCAUAUGAGGAGGUGCUAAAAGCUGAUUUAACAAAAUUCGAUACUUCAGAUUACCCCAUCAAUAAUAACUAUAAUAUUCCACAGGCUUGA